Nerophis ophidion (straightnose pipefish) is the source of this 1316-nucleotide messenger RNA. RefSeq names its product T-cell surface glycoprotein CD3 delta chain-like. Lineage: Eukaryota; Metazoa; Chordata; Actinopteri; Syngnathiformes; Syngnathidae. The record is from RefSeq and is a predicted model, not a curated record. The transcript is spliced from 6 exons. Gene Ontology annotation, biological process: positive thymic T cell selection; cell surface receptor signaling pathway. Gene Ontology annotation, cellular component: alpha-beta T cell receptor complex; external side of plasma membrane. Gene Ontology annotation, molecular function: transmembrane signaling receptor activity. The coding region runs from base 98 to 622 and encodes 174 amino acids.
GGAACCAAACCGAGUAAACAGAUGACACGUUUCCUGUCGUCGACUUGCUGGCAGCACUGCCAGCAUCUCACUCUGUCAGCCGCACAACGCUCUCACAAUGAAAUGCAACACUUUUCUCUCUUCUCUGCCGCUGCUUUGGGCGCUGACUGAGAUUGUCUGGUGCAAUGAAGACGUUAAAGUGGAAGUUGGGUCGGGCAAGUUCACCAUUACUUGUAACGGGAAGAAUGAAGUUGUAUCGCCGACUGGAAAGUCUGUGGCCUACCCUUUAAAAAUCAAAGAUGAGAACUCCGGGGAGUACAAAUGUGCGCCAGGAAAUGAUGGACAGAACCCGAACGGCACAAGUAUCUUUGUGAAGUUUCGAUCCUGCGACAACUGCGUGGAGCUCGACACGGUCUCCCUAGCAGGUCUAGCUCUUGGAGAUUUGAUGGCUACCAUCGUGCUCGGCGUGGCUGUGUACCAUGUUGCAUCCCAGACUCACAAUGGCCUCGUCUCCACUCAACACAAAAGGUCUGAUAGGAAACACCUCCUUCCAAUGGAGGAAAGAACCAGAGUCCAAAAUGAUGAUUAUCAGGAGCUUCAAGGUGGCAAUAAAGAAAUAUACAACACACUCACGGGCAAAUGAUUGCCCAAUUAAAAAAUAUACAUGAAGUUGGCAUAAACCAGUGGUCAGCAAUUGAAAUGAAAUGAAAUUGAAAUAAUACAUCUCUAUCACAAGAAGAUGCGUUUAUAUAUAUAUAUAUAUAUACAUUUUAGGGUAGCCCAUCAUACCUCCAAAACGUAAUGUUUUACAGACUUUUAACAAUGAUGUCAACAUGUCCAAAACGUAUUUAUAAGGCCGUGCCCUAGAAGGGGAGUUGUCCACAUAUGCGGUCCUCUCCAAGGUUUCUCAUAGUCAUCAUUGUCACCGACGUCUCACUGGGUGUGAGUUUUCCUUGCCCUUAUGUUGGAUUUACCGAGGAUGUCGUUGUGGUUUGUGCAGCCCUUUGAGACACUAGGGAUUUAGGGCUAUAUAAAUAAUCAUUGAUUGAUUUAUUGAUGCCAGAUUUAAGCACUCAUAAUGACCGUGCCAUGUGGACGUAUAAAAUGUACACUCAUGCUUAUGUCAUCAUAAAUGUGCAGCAUUAUCUCAUGUAUUUGCUACGUAUGUGAACCUUAUCGGUUUUUGUUACUUUUCAGGCUUCUGUUUGACCAAAAUGUGCAUGAAAUCUGGUGAUGUGACCCUUUCUGAUGGGUCGUAUUUUUUUCUUACCGAAAUGUGUAAUUUGUUUACAUAUUUUGCGUGAAUUUUCAAUAAACUCAAUAUAUACGUUGCCAUG